Eurytemora carolleeae is the source of this 742-nucleotide messenger RNA. Its product is annotated as prisilkin-39. NCBI's taxonomy places the organism in Eukaryota, Metazoa, Arthropoda, Copepoda, Calanoida, Temoridae. The transcript has 2 exons. The coding region runs from base 100 to 627 and encodes 175 amino acids. The record is from RefSeq and is a predicted model, not a curated record.
UCUACCGUCGCUCCUCCCCCUCGAUCUGGUAUAAAUAGAGAUGGUUUGGUUUGAAUCUUCAGUCCUGCUUACUCCUCAAGCUUGCAAAUAUCAUUAAAUAUGAAGUCCGUUGCUGUUGUUGCUCUGUGUCUAUUUGCUGCAGUUGCUGGUGAACCUGAUGCCAGUGCUGAACCUGGAUAUGGUCAUCAUGCUCUUGCAUACCAUGGAUAUGGAUAUGGUCAUCAUGCCUAUGCUGGAUAUCCUUAUGCCCAUGGAUAUCAUAAGAGGUCCGCUGAUGCUGAUGCUGAGCCCGGAUAUGGAUAUGCUUAUGGAUAUCCCAGCCAUUAUGGAUAUGCCCAUCAUGGUUAUGCUGCCUACCCUUAUGGACACCAUCUGAUCGGCAAGAGGUCUGCUGAUGCUGAACCCACUGCUGAUGCUGAAGCCCACCAUGGAUAUGGAUAUGCUCCUCUUGCCUACGGAUAUGCUCACCAUGCCUAUGCUGCUUACCCUCAUGCUUAUGGAUAUCAUGCUCUUGGCAAGAGGUCUGCUGAUGCUGAACCUGGAUAUGGAUAUGCUUAUGGAUAUCCCUAUGCCCAUGCUCAUGGAUAUGGAUAUGGAUACCCUUCCAGAUACGGAUACCUUCAUUAAUUUAUUAGAUAUUUGUUUUUAGAGUUGAGGAAACUUAUCAGAAAUGUGAAUUUGGUAAUUCCUAGUCACAAUAAGACUGCCAUAAUUGUAAAUAAAGAUUAAAUUUAAAAAGAAA